AUGGCUUCAAUUGCUCGCAGCAUGAGGGCAAUCCGCCCCUCCGCCCUCUCCCAGAUCACCAAGGCCGCUCCCCGCGCCUACUUCCCGCGCCCGGCCGUCCGCUCCCUCUCCACAACCCCCAUUAGCUUAAUACGCAAGUACACCAAGGACCACGAGUGGGUCGACCUCAACGCCGACAAGAAGACGGGCGUCGUCGGCAUCUCCGAGUACGCGGCCGAGCAGCUGGGCGACGUCGUCUACGUCGAGCUCCCCGAGGAGGGCGCCCAGGUCGCCCGCGGCGACGCCAUCGGCGCCGUCGAGUCCGUCAAGAGCGCCGCCGACAUCAACGCCCCCAUCUCCUGCAAGGUCACCCACGUCAACAUCGGCCUCGAGGAGAAGCCCAGCACCAUCAACAAGGUCCCCGAGGACGACUCCCACGGCGGCGGCUGGAUCGCCAAGAUCGAGGUCGACGAGGAGGGCGUCAAGGAGCUCGAGUCCCUCAUGGACCCCGAGGAGUACAAGGCCUUCACCGCCGACCACUAG
Molecule: messenger RNA, 522 nt
Organism: Colletotrichum karsti
Lineage: Eukaryota; Fungi; Ascomycota; Sordariomycetes; Glomerellales; Glomerellaceae
Exons: 2
Coding region: 1-522 (173 amino acids)
Biological process (GO): protein lipoylation; glycine decarboxylation via glycine cleavage system
Cellular component (GO): mitochondrion; glycine cleavage complex; cytoplasm
Source: RefSeq, a predicted model, not a curated record